Penicillium olsonii is the source of this 1764-nucleotide messenger RNA. The record is from the annotation of a GenBank genome assembly. Lineage: Eukaryota; Fungi; Ascomycota; Eurotiomycetes; Eurotiales; Aspergillaceae.
AUGUCCAGCGGUGAGAAAGGGCCAACGGCUAACCUCGGUGCUCUCUUAUCCCUUCCCCGCAUUUCCGCUGACAAACAGCAAGAGCGCACACUACGCUUCGCUGCCCUCCCACGCCAAUACCACCUACAAAUAACCGACACAGACAAAGCUGUCAUUGAUAAGCCCAUAGAAGAGCUAGUUCACGACAUCCAGGAUUCAACGGUCUCCCCGCAUGACGUUCUCCGUGUCUAUGGAAAAGUGGCAAAGAGGGCACAGGAGCGUACCAACUGCGUUACGGAGGUCCUGCUCCAUGAUGCCGAGUCGUGGCUUGAUUCCGAGAUCAACUUGAAGGGACCCUUGGCUGGGAUACCUGUCUCAUUGAAGGAUUCAAUCAAUGUCAAGGGCUUUGAUACUUCAGUUGGCUACGCCUCUUUGACAGGCAAGCCUCUCUCGGAGGAUGGGCCCCUAGUGAGGCUCUUGAAGGAUGCCGGGGCUGUUCCAUAUGUGAAGACCGCCUUGCCAAUCACUCUCCUCUCCUUUGAGUCUGCCAAUGGGCUCUGGGGAACUUGUCGCAACCCACACCACCCAGCAUACUCGCCCGGUGGUUCAACCGGCGGAGAGGCCGCCUUACUCGCCCAGGGUGGUCGAAUCGGCAUCGGCUCUGAUGUCGCUGGGUCUGUCCGCGUGCCCGCCGCCUGGAGCGGCAUUUACUCUCUCCGCUGCUCUACUGGACGCUGGCCCAAGGCCGGUGUCAACACCAGUAUGCCCGGGCAGGAAGGUGUCCCUAGCGUUUUCAGCCCUAUGGCCCGCACUUUGGAUGAUCUGACUUACUUCACCCGUGCUAUGAUCGGCAUGGAGCCCUGGAAGUACGAUCACAGUGUUCACCCGAUCGCCUGGCGCAACGACCUUGAGGCCGAGGCCCAGAACAAGCCUUUACGCGUUGGUCUCAUGAGUUCAGAUGGCGUCAUUCCUCCAACACCUGCCAUCGAGCGUGCGCUCUCCACCACAGUUGCCGCGCUCACUGAAGCCGGUCACACCGUGUCGGAGAUUACAAUCCCAUCUUCCGCAGACCCCUUCACGGGGCUGAAUCUCGCGGCCCAACUUCUCAAUUCAGACGGCUGUCAUCAUUUUAACGUUCCUCGGAAGUCGUUUGAGCCCUCCGAUCCGGGCGCGAUCCAACUGUCCCGCCUUGCCCACCUUCCCCGCCCGUUCCGUUAUCUCUACUAUCUCUACGUGCGGUACAUUCGCCGAGACAAGGUCACCGCCACUUUGAUCCGCAACUUCGGCCCCAAGUCUGCCGCUCAGCUUUGGACUCUCACCGCCAGCCGUGAAGCCUUCCGCGCCGCCUGGCACAAAUGGUGGGACGCUGAAUCCCAGCAAUUCGAUUUCAUUCUCUGCCCCGUUAAUGCCACCCCAGCGCUCCCGCAUACGGCCAUGCACGAUGCCGUCUCUUCCUGCGGGUAUACUUUCCUCUGGAACCUGCUGGACUACUCUGCCGGUGUGAUUCCUGUCGGCCACGUAGAUGCUGUGCGUGACGCCCUCGUCGCGCCCUAUAAGACAACUCUGAAACGCCUUGGCGCUGACCACGGUCUUGCGCGCGGUGCGUGGAAACACUACGACUCCGCCAAGAUGGCGGGUCUCCCCACCGCGGUGCAGGUGGUUGGUCGUCGCUGGCAGGAGGAGCAGGUGCUUGGCUACAUGGCUGUUGUGGAGAAGGCGCUGGAAGAGUACCUGGACCCGCAGACCGGCCGCAGCUGCAGAUAUACCUUGUUAGAGAUCGACUAG